This is a messenger RNA of Ooceraea biroi (clonal raider ant), 2582 nucleotides long. RefSeq lists its product as uncharacterized. The record is from RefSeq and is a predicted model, not a curated record. NCBI's taxonomy places the organism in Eukaryota, Metazoa, Arthropoda, Insecta, Hymenoptera, Formicidae.
AAUUUAAUCGAAAAAUUUUGAUUGCCAUCAUUAUCAAUUGCCACAUAAAAUUGCACUAAACUUUAUGUAAUAGGAGUUUCAAUAACGCAACGGAUUGUAACACGAAUCUGGAAGUGAUGAGGUUCAAUGAUGCGAGAGAACCAGUCGUAUGUAGAAAAACUACCGAGUCAUUAGCAACAAACGAGAUUCAUCACGAUGAAAGUGUCAAACACGUACGACCAACAAUGUCAAAAUACCGAACACAGGAAACUCAGCAAAAUCAGCAAACUCUUUAUUCGGACCAAACUUUUCUUCAAAAGGAGCAAGAUAAUAUGAGUACAUGUGACACAAGUGAACCGCAAAAUGACGUCAUCAAUAAAGUAUACAAAUCUUUUAACGACAAAUCUUGCAGUAUCAAAUUGAAGAAAGUACAGAGUGCUUCGACAUUAAAGAUAAUCGUGCGUAAAAUGUGUCUAGAGAAUGUCCCCAACCCUCUGAAACCUAUCGUUAUUCGCUUGCGUUUACCGUGCAAACCGAGUGAUUUGAUUCAGUGUAUCUUCGAGAUCGAUCCGUUUUUAGAUGAAUCCUGCUUGAUGAGGCGAAAAUUUCAAGUUAGCAUGUAUAACGUUUGCUCGUGUCUCAAUGACAGUCUUGGAAAAUUAGGCGUUAAAGUGACGAAGUCUAAAUUACGUCUCGAUUGCAAUAUACGUCCCGGAUACAUCAGCUUCAAAUUAAAAGCCGAUGGAGCAAGCAAUGCCGAUAGGCAUUUCUUCGUCGCGCGAGUUCCGAUCUGUCAAAAUGUUUGCCAGUAUACGAUUCAACAAGAUUCUGCCGUUUCCUCGCGUGACUCAAAGUUGAAUAUUAAAACAAGCGUGAUACGUGAUAAGUUUAAUGAUACACGUAUGGAUGAAGAAAGUGACGAGUUGAAUAACACGUGUUGUCCAUGCUUAGAUCAAAGUUUUGUAGAAAACUUAGUACUGAAUACAUCACAAGACAAAAGAGAAAAUGAAGAAGAAACCAUAUGCAUUACUGACAAGGUUCCAAAGUGCUUUAAUGAUUUUACAAUCUCUUCGUGUGAUAAAGUUUGUGAGAAUAUUACGAAAGAAAUAUCUAACGUGGCGUUACACACUGAUAAACUCGAGGAAGGUAAUGAAGAACAUUGUAAAAUUUUAGAUUCAAUCGAGAUCAAGUGUCAUGACGGGAUGGAAACGUGUAAGAAAAAUUUCCAUUUGAGCAAUUUGAUUGUAGAGAGUGAAUUCAUACAAUCGGCAAACGACGCGAAUUAUACAUAUUUGUCAUAUGACAUUUCCAUAGAAGCAAACAAAGACAUUAUAAAUAUUAGCAGCAAAAAUUUAAAGAAUUCCUCACACACUACUAAUGUUGACGAAUAUAAGCGGGUUUGUCCGUCAGAUAAAGAAUCUAAAGAAGGAAAUAAAUAUAAUGAUAUCGAUACAUGUAGCAUUACAUCAUUCGUACAAAAUUCCGAUCGCGAUAAACAAUUAGUAGAACUAAACUACAAUCGUUUCUUGCAAAAUGAUACUAAAAUGAUCAAUGAACAAUCGCGUACGAAAGACAAUAGUUUAUUAAAUUCGAUAAAAGCAGAGACUGAAUGUGAAUGUUCAAAUUGUCCUCGUCAACAUGAUGAUUUUAUAAAUAUUACAGCUAUCGAUAAUAUUUCGAGAGAAAGUAUUGUUUAUGUUUUUGAUGCAUUUCGGGAUGAUCUUAAUGCGAUCGAAACCCGAAGUACGAGUUAUCUUGAUACAAUGAAGACAUCAUCCAAGAAUAAUUUGCUAACAGUUUUUGACCAAAUGCCUAGAUUGAUAAUAUCCUCGAAAGGCAUCAACGUAGACAUAAGUUAUCAAUCUGCAGUCUGGUUGGCAUUUGAUAAUGAUACAGAUGUGUCUAUUACUACGAAAAAAUGUGACAAUUGUAAAGAAGUGACAGAUUCUUCUACUCGAAAUUUAACUGUACCAAAGAGAGAAAAUAAAAAUUUUUAUGAUGAUAUAGAUAUAGAAAAGCGUAGUGGCAGAAUGCAACGUUCCGUUAAAUCAUUCGACCGACCUUUUAUAUCAAAGAAAAAGUUUCGAUCGAGCAAAGAAUUUAAACGUUCUGAUAUUUCGACGAACGAAUGCCUUCGUGCGAACAAUUCUUCAACAUAUGUAACAUCCGAGGCAUCGUGCUCUUCUCGUUUGAUCGCAAUCACGAGUGACUUUACAACGAGCGAGAACCGAGACAAAUUCCAAAAAUCUUGCAAGCUGAGAAAGUCUUGUGGAUACGGGUGCUUUGAUAACAGUAUAACUUCUAUUAAGUACGAGACAACGGCCCAGUAUCAAGAUGAUUAUUUUGCUGAUGUGCGACCGCGUACGACAUUCAUGAUGACCAAGUUUCGCAAUUCGGUCCACAAGUCUGUUAACAGGAUAAAGCGUUUGAUUCGGGCGAAGCUGUUUAAUAAGAAAGCUGGAAUGACACUUAUAUUGAAAAAUAAAUUUUGGAAAAAUAUGGGAUUUUUCAAAGAUACAAAACAGGAAACUAGGAAAUAUAUUAGACAGGUACAUUUCUCAACAGAUAUGUUUUUCUAUAAGUAUUAGAUGUUAUAGAAAUAU